Scheffersomyces stipitis CBS 6054 is the source of this 2370-nucleotide messenger RNA. It is a transcript of the gene EPL1, whose product is annotated as Epl1p. Gene Ontology annotation, cellular component: piccolo histone acetyltransferase complex. The annotation marks the transcript as partial. The transcript is spliced from 2 exons. Lineage: Eukaryota; Fungi; Ascomycota; Pichiomycetes; Serinales; Debaryomycetaceae. Gene Ontology annotation, biological process: regulation of transcription by RNA polymerase II. The record is from RefSeq and is a predicted model, not a curated record.
AUGGCCAUCCUCCCGGCCAAAACCCCCGGUACCGCCAAACAACAUGCUUCGGGGGCCCGGUUCCGUCAGCGGAAGAUUCUGGUAAAGCAGCCGUUGACGAUAUACAAACAGAAGGAUCUCCCCAGUGUAGACAUCAACAACAGCGAGCUUGAGCCGAGUCAGGUGCACCAUCUCAAUGCUUCAGCAUCAGCAACAAGCCAGCAGCAACGUGACAUCCAUGCCAUCGAGACUGGUGUCGACAAGAGCGAAGAAGAUGAAGUCCAUUUGCAACAGGUGAUCAACGCUGCGCAACGGGCUUUGCUUGGUUCUAAGCUGACUGAUGGAAAAGAGUCCGACAAGAAAGAUACGGAGUCAGCUUCUGUGUACAUUCCGACUCCGGAUGCUUCUAAGAUCUGGCCCGAUGCCCAUAAGUACUAUGCUGACCAGAUAUUCAAAGAACCAGAGAGUUACAUUAAGUUCAGUGCAACUGUGGAAGAUACCGUAGGUGUAGAGUAUAACAUGGACGAAGACGACGACAAAUUCUACAGUGAAGAUCUUGUGAAGAACUAUCCUAAGAUCGUUCCUGCGAAGAAGCUGAAGAACAGCGAAGAGAACACUCGUAAAUGCAGCGAACUAGAGUACGAGAUAAUCUGCGAUAAGCUUGAAAAGACCAUUGAAGAAAGACAACCUUUCCUCUCCAUGGAUCCAAGCAACAUUCUCUCGUACGAAGAACUUUCUUCGUAUAUUAUAGAGGAGUUCAAUAGCUCAGUAAAGACAAACAAUCCCUACGUUCAAUCAGCUAGCGGCUCCAUCAAAUACAUCUCGGCUUCGACAUUGAAGGAAAAACUUGCCAAAGAGUUGAAGUACGAACCGUUUGUGACGGAAUUUGACAAAGAUCCCGACCAUGCAUCUCUAUCCAAUGUUAGAUCAAUUCCCAAACUCUUUGAGCUCUUUGGAAAACCCAUCUACGACUACUGGAAAUCGCGCAAAAUAGAAAGAAAGGGCAAACUUAUCCACCCCAUGUUGAAGUUUGAAGAUCCCAACGCCAAUGAAAAGGACAACGACAACGAUCCGUACAUCUGUUUCAGAAGAAGAGAAUUCCGUCAAGCCCGUAAAACAAGACGGGCGGAUGCUUUGGGCGCUGAACGUAUCAGAUUGCUCCAGAAAUCCUUGCAUAGAGCCCGUGACUUGAUUAUGUCUGUAGCCCAACGAGAAAUCUUGAAGUUGGAAAACUGGGAAACCGAGAACACCAUCUUUUUGAUGCGCUGCGAAGGUAAAAACUUGAAGAGAUCCAUUGGUGUCAAGGGCGAUGACCAUUUGUUUUACCCUCACAAGCGGAAAAAGGUCAUCAAGUCCAAGGAAGAAGACGAAGAAAAAGAAAGGAAGAGAGAAAAGAGAAAACUCGACUCACGCGAAUCUUCAGUAUUACCUGGAAAUGCCACUAUCGGCACCAAUGCCGUCAACAAGGACAAGAAUGGUCUUCAAUCUUCAUUACAACAAUCGGAAGGAACAUCUUCCAACACCCAGCCAUAUGUCAAAUUGCCUCCUUCCAAAAUCCCCGAUAUGGAUCUUGUUACCGUUUCUUUGGUAUUAAAAGAAAAGAACGAGACCAUCAAGAGAGCUGUGUUGGAAAAAUUGCGCAAGAGAAAGGAACAAGACAAGGGUUUUGUCAAUCUUACCGACGAUCCUUACCAGCCUUGUUUCAAUAUUCAGACAAAUGAGAAUGCCCUGGAAUUAAGCCAUAUCCCAUACUCGUCUAUAGCUGCUGCUGACUUUCAUCAGAUCAACAACACAAAUUACAUCAGUGAGACAUUAAAGAAGCUUUUGGAAGAGGGAAAGAAGCCAUUGCCGGGUUUGAAGACGUUUAGAGGCUCCAACGGAGAAUUGAUUCCUUCAAAGGCGUUCCCCCAUUUGCUGACGUUACUUCAAGAACGAAUCAACAACACCAAGUUCAAUUCCGUGAGCUAUAUCGCCCAGUUGUUAGCCAAUGUAGAAACAAACAACUUCAGUGCAUACAACAACGGCUAUGGCCAUCAACAUAGACGCCAACAUCCUGUAGACAACCAGGAUGAAUCCAAGUUAUCAGAUCCAAUUCUCAGGUUGAGAAAGAGAGGAAGUAGAGGCAAUCGUACUUUUGUAGACAGAAGAGGAUUCUUUAUGAGACCAGACGAUUCAGAACCUGAAAAGCCAGGAAAUUCUUCGAUUCCGAAUGUCUAUGACUCCAAGAUAGAUUCCAUCAAACGGAUGGAUUCGAAUUGGAAGUUCGACAAUGAUUUAACGGAAUACCAAAGAGGCGCGUUAGAUCCAUUUGGCAUGGAUCCUUCGAAGCUCAAUUCGAUUAGCGACGAUACGCAAUCCAUAAGAUUCGGAGCGAUGUUGUUAUCGAAAUCG